AUGGCUAGUGGCGAUAUAAAAAGCUCCAAGGGAGCUUCAGUGUUUUUCGGUAUAUGUUUCAUUGUUUUGCUCGUCAUCCAUGUGGUGCUAAUGCUUUGGAAGCAGUCGUGGCACAUGUUAUGGUUAAUAAUUGGUACUAUCCUAGAGCUCAGUGCAUUUUUUUCAAAUAAUGCCGGAAAUGGUGUUCAAAGUGUCCAAGUUAUCAUCGCUCCAAUAUUUAUUGCCGCAUCUGUGUAUUUUUCAUUUAGUGGGUUAUUGAAAAAGCUCGAGAUUCCCAAAAUCGGCUUUAAUCGAAGAUUCCAAUCAUUUUUAUUCAUCAUUGGUGAUAUUAUCUCUUUUGGUCUUCAAAUUGCUGGUGUUGUGCUUCAAAUGAUUGAAGAUGACAAGUCGCUAGGUCAAGGGUUGAUUAUCACUGGAUUCAUUGUACAAAUCGUGUCCUUUUGUUGUUUUUUUACUUUGGUGAUUGCCGGUCAUCGCAAAGUUAAUAGAAUGCCAUUGCAAUCAAUAAUGAAAGGUUAUUAUAGUUGGAGGACGUAUUUCAAAGUACUUUAUGUGCUUGCAUUGCUAUUCUUUAUUAGAAACAUCUUUAGAUUGGUUGAAUAUGCACAAGGGUAUGGUGGAUACAUUUUCAACCAUGCUGUAUAUGCAUACAUUUUUGAUGCUGCUCCAAUGUUGAUUGUAUGUAUCCUUUUGGUAAUUGUGCAUCCAGGCUUUGUUUAUGCAAAAGUGCAAAAAUUCAUGAUGGAACCAAGGGGGGACCAGGAGGAUGAUAUAGUAGAUAAGUCGUCAAUUGAAAUGGCCUAG
Messenger RNA from Lodderomyces parapsilosis, 804 nucleotides. RefSeq names its product RTA1 domain-containing protein. Gene Ontology annotation, cellular component: membrane. The record is from RefSeq and is a predicted model, not a curated record. The transcript has a single exon. NCBI's taxonomy places the organism in Eukaryota, Fungi, Ascomycota, Pichiomycetes, Serinales, Debaryomycetaceae. The coding region runs from base 1 to 804 and encodes 267 amino acids.